UCUGCGUGCCGUGUGAGUCGCGGGAUCCGUUCGACCGGUUCUCCCUUGCCGCCUUGUUUUCUCCGCGAAUUUCAACCGAUUUCUGACAGUAACCGCCGCCACGGUACACGGUAACGGAAACGAUAGAUCGCACGGUACACGGUACCGAUGUCAUUUGUACGCGCGGUCCGCGUCGUUUGACGUUAACGAGGCUAGUUCUACUUGAGACACCUUCAGACACGGCUUCGAAGAUCGUCGAGAACCAUUCAGGAUUCCCCUAGACAGGAUGGAUAAAGACGUUCGACGGAAGUGCGGGAAAGUGCGACGUGCUCUGUUCCAUCUGCUGCUGAUAGUGGGGGGUGCAACCGGUUUGAAAGAUUUGACAAUCAACGUACCAGCAGUGGUACGAUCGGGUGACACAGUGACACUAUCCUGCCAUUACGACUUAGAAGGUUCGCCAUUGUAUACGAUACUAUGGUCUUUCGAAGAUACAGAGUUUUAUCGGUACAUGCCUGAACGAGAUCCACCGUACAGCACCUUCGUUGUGGAUGGAAUACAAGUGAAUGUAUCCAAAUCGAACACACACGACGUGACCCUGGUCGACGUGUCGAGGAAGCUGACGGGAAAGUACAAGUGCGAAGUGUCAGCCGGAAGUCCCUCGUACCAUACUAUGAUCGAGAGAGCCAAUAUGGAGGUGGUAGACGCCCCGAGAACGGACCCGACGAUCGGCAUCGAGAAGGAUCGCAUAGCAGUGGGUGAGAUGCUUCGAGCUAACUGUACAACCGGCAAGUCCAGACCCGCCUCCGACAUUACGUGGAAGCUGAACGGGGAUCUCAUCGAGGACAACAUGAUAUACAGUACCAGAUUCUUCGCGAUUCCUCAGGACGACGAUUCACGAGUAUCCAAGUCGACCAUAGAUUUCAAGGUAACGAACGACAUGUUCAGAAACGGCCGAUUACAUCUACGUUGCACCGCCUCGAUCGCGGACGUCUACCGGAAAUCGGCUGACAUAGAGAUCAGCGAGGACGCACCUCGUAUCGCCUCCAUCACCGGCGAAUCACCGCCCCGAGGACACCGUAGCAACAGCUCCGCAGGGCUACGGUUCACCUGGACUACCCAAACGACGAUGAUGUUCGCGUUAACGACAAUUCUAUUUCUGCUUUUCACCUCGAUCACGAGCACGGCUAGGGUGAACAGAUCGGGACCGAUUGCCAGCAGCAGGUAGCUCGCACGCGUCCACGAGGACAUCGCUGCCACCGACUAACCCGAUUACAUCGUCCAUGUAAAACCUAGUAGUCUAGGGCUUCCAGUUAUGUAUGUUACUAUGUAUGGAGUAGAUAGUCGAAUAACAAUGAUUUUUAUUCGAGUGGGCCUGUGCGAGAGACGGGAGAUCGGCGAGUGCAUUUGUGAAAACGUGCCGUUCCCGGUUCACAUUCCCGACGCGUUUAUUCCCCUUUCUGUCCCAUCGGCGAUUCAUCGAGCGAGUAAAAUAUCGGUGGAAUUCGUUUUUUUACCAUCGCCUAAAGUGAACACGAACACGCGUACGUUUCGAACGAACGAAGAAGAUGCUCGUUAAGAAGGGUUGAACACGGUUAGUCAAGGAUUUCAAUAAUAACCCGCUGAACGCAAUACACAACCCCCUGCCUACGAAACGAUCGUAUUCGAUGAUUGGUUUUCAUCGUUUCUUUAUUCUUAUUUCGUUCGUCUUUCGUUCGUUUAGCGACCCCGAGGUGUUCACCGGAACGUCAAGGAUUAGACACAUACGAUAUACAGGGGUAAUUAAUAUAACUACGAUACGAUAACGUUAGCGCAGCGACGAGCGGCGUUCUGCUCAAAUAUCCGCUCCUUUUACGAUGUCUAACGAGGAACGCGACACACCAUAGGUACCGAUUUGUAAUCUGUACAAAUUGUAAUAAAUUACCAAUACGAAGUA
Molecule: messenger RNA, 1912 nt
Organism: Osmia bicornis bicornis
Lineage: Eukaryota; Metazoa; Arthropoda; Insecta; Hymenoptera; Megachilidae
Exons: 6
Coding region: 266-1204 (312 amino acids)
Source: RefSeq, a predicted model, not a curated record